AAAUGCUUUCCUCACACUGCAGACUUCCGUGAAUUACUAUCAAACCCACAAUGGCAUCUGGCUUAACGAAAGAUUCAUCCAUCCUCGUCGUCGGCGGAGGAGCCUGGGGCUGCUCGACUGCGCUCCAUUUGGCUCGUCGGGGAUAUCAGAAUGUCACCGUUCUGGACGCAUAUCCCAUCCCAUCGGCGAUUUCUGCGGGGAACGACGUGAACAAGAUGGUUGAACAAGGAUCGUUCAGUGAGGGAGAUGAUGAAGCCGUAGUAGCCAAUGCGCUACUGGCAGCUGCCAUGGAGGGCUGGAACAAUGACCCCGUCUUCACUCCCUAUUACCACAACACAGGCUACAUUGUCGCGGCCUCAACACCCGAGGCUCUACAUACGCUCGAAACCCGGGAGAUUCGUCAUCACGUUGGUCGAUUUACACCACUUAAUACGGCAGAAGAUUUCCGCACGACCAUGCCAUCUGGGGUGCUUACUGGCGACUUCAAGGACUGGCGCGGGUUCUACAUGAAGAGCGGUGCCGGAUGGGUUCAUGCGCGGAAGGCGAUGGUGUCUGCAUUUGAAGAAGCUUCCCGUCUCGGCGUCAAAUUCAUUGCUGGCAACCCCUCCGGUAAGGUGAUCAAACUGCUGUAUUCUGAUUCGGAUGUGGUGGGUGCAAAGACUGCGGAUGGGCUAGAGCAUCGAGCCGAUCGAACAAUCGUUGCAGCUGGAGCGUCGGCAGCACAGUUACUUGACUUUGAAAAUCAGCUUCGUGCGACUGCGUGGACUCUGGCUCAUAUCCCCAUGACCAAGGAGGAGGCCCAGCUGUACAAGAACCUCCCUGUCCUUUUCAACAUCGAAAAGGGAUUCCUCAUGGAACCCGACGAGGACUACCACGAGCUGAAGAUUUGUGACGAGCACCCGGGGUACUGCAACUGGGUUUCCUCCUCUUCAUCACAGCUGCCGCAGUCCGUUGCAUUGCACAAAGACCAGAUCCCAGCGCCGUCUGCGGAACGGAUCCGAGCGCUUCUGCGGGAAACAGUGCCACACUUGGCAGAGAGGCCAUUCUCCAAGGCACGCGUCUGCUGGUGUGUCGACACGCCAAAUCGCGCCUUCCUUAUCACUUACCACCCAUCCUACAAGUCCCUUCUACUGGCUUCCGGGGACUCUGGCCAUGGCUUCAUGCAUAUCCCUUCCAUUGGAGGAUUCAUCGUGGAUUGUCUGGAGGAUAAAUUGGAGGAGAAGUUUAAGAAGUCAUGGAGAUGGAGACCGGAGAUGGCCAAGACAUUCUGGGGGGAUCAGACGCUGGGACGCUUUGGGGCAGGAAAUAAGAUGCUGGAUCUGAAGGAGACGGAGACUGUGGGUUGGACGAACGUGCAUAAGAGAGAGACAGCGGCCAAUCUAUAGCCAUGGACUAAGAAAUGUGAAUAGUACCAAAAACAGUGCUUCUAGGAAUAUGGAAUCCGGGCCAAAUGGAAGUCCUGCAUAGAUUAUCCGUACUUUAUGUGAUUAGCAGCAGAUAGAUCUUAGACAGACUCUUCCUUCAUUCUUGCCAAACUCUAUCAAUCCCCACGUGGGUGGAAAUGUGCGUAGGUCGUUUCAAAACGCGCAUCCUUUCAGCGUGAUAUUACAAGCAAGUAAGUCCAUAUCACACCCAAGACUACCGCAAUGAAGUGUCGCCACCUCCUGAAUGCUCCUACGAUGGCUGCUAUCGCCGGAUUGCUGGCAACGUUGACCCUUCAGUCAGUGGCAGGCAUCAUUCCGAUCAUAUCACCGCUAGCGAGGUUUUCGCUGUCUCUUCUAUAUCGAGAUAUGUAUAUGUCCUUAUAACCAAUAUAUCCCAGCGCUAGAUGCGUCCUUCAUACCCCAGUCAAAUACCAGGUAGACAAUGCAUCAACUACCGCAUCUGCUCCCAGACAUGUUACCUCCAGAGCGAUUUGCAAUAAUAGCCCUUUCUGGAAAACUUGCGGCGUUAGGUACCGGCAAUGGACUGAGGCGUUUGGUGUUGAAUAUAAUACAUUGAUUAAUGUCCAGCAUCAUCUAGGCACAAGCCUUGACGUUGAAUGCUCUCCAAAUUUCCUCCUUGUUGGCCAUAAAUUUAUAAAUUCUCCUCGACCUCCCGAACAACCUUCCGUACUCCUUCCACCUCAUGCGCAAACCUGCCCAAGAACAUCCCAUCCACAGCCUUUCCCAGACCACCCUUACCCCACAAACCCGGCCCGGCACUGCCGCCAUAGAGAACCCGCACAUCACCCUCGCGUUUCCCAAUGACAGCCCUAAUCCCGUCCACGACAGCAGCGACAUGAUCCACACUGGCAGGCGCAGGCUUCCCAAUAGCCCACACAGGCUCAUACGCGAAUAUGACCGGUGCACUCUCCGGAAUAGCACGCAACACAGCCUUAACCUGCACCUCACACUCACUAACUGCCUUCCCGACAGCCUCCGACACCACCGGACCCGGCGCCGUAACCUCCCCAACACAGACCAGUGGAAUCAUACCAUGCGCACAGGCAGCGGCAGCUUUCCGACCCGUCUGCUCAUCCGUUUCCCCAAAGAUAGCACGACGCUCAGCAUGGCCCAAUUCCACUAUCGAAACACCGAUCUCCCGUAGCGCAAGCGGUGAUACCUCCCCUGUAUACGCGCCAAGAUCUUCCCAGAAACAGUCCUGUGCACCGACUAGAAAUGCAGGCGGCGGAGGCUUGUUAUCUGUAGAAGAGGAUGGUCUUGCAGGCUCCGGUAGUUGCUGCUUGGAGAAGUGGUCUCGGACGAUCUCCGCGCAGGGGUAGACGGUGAGAAAGUCCGGGAUCAAUGCAAGGAGGACCUUGGAUCGAUUCUCUGGACGGAUUAUGUCGUUUUGGGGGUUGAGGAGGGCAUGGAGGUAGUUGAGCGUUCGGGAUGGGGUGAAGUAAAUCUUCAGGGAAAUGAUGAGGAGAUUUGGGGGAAGAGUGGGGAAUUGGACGUUUUGACUGGGAGCCAUGUUGGUGAUCUUUCUUUUGUUCUGUCGGUUCUGACAGUAGUCGCGAGGUGCUCAUAAA
Monascus purpureus is the source of this 3013-nucleotide messenger RNA. NCBI's taxonomy places the organism in Eukaryota, Fungi, Ascomycota, Eurotiomycetes, Eurotiales, Aspergillaceae. The record is from the annotation of a GenBank genome assembly.